AUGGUGCAGGAUACAGAUGAAAAUCAAGAACAAUGGACAAAGAAACCACAGCUUCCUUCGACAUCAUACAUACCUCAAAAGGAUCUGCUAGACAACAAGUGCCUAAUUGAAAAAUACACACAUCUCUCCUGCAAAAAAGUCUUCUGUCAACCAUGGCAAAAAUGCAUCGAUGGGACCUGUAUCUGUAAACUCCCUUAUCAGUGCCCAAAGAAUGGUACCUCAGUGUGUUCAACUAAUGGGAAAAGCUACCUAACUUACUGUCAGCAGAAGAGUUUUGAAUGUCUUCAGCCAAGGGCAAAGUUUUUAAAUAGUGGAACAUGCAUAGCUGAAGGACAAUUUAGUGUUUCCUUAAAGUAUGGAACUACCACUUCUGAGGGAAUUGUUGAAGUAAAACUUGUAGACCAAGAUAAGAAAAUGUUCAUAUGUAAAAAAGCCUGGAGCAUAGUGGAGGCUAAUGUGGCCUGUCUUGAACUUGGAUUUCAACAAGGUGCUUUGGAGGCUCAAAAAAGUUUUGAAGUUCCUGAAGAUCUCCAUAUGAAUUCUACCGAAUGUCUGCAUGUGCAUUGUCGAGGAUUAGAAACUAGUUUGGCUGAAUGCACUUUUAUUAAGAGAAGAACUAAAAAUUACCAGGAUUUAGCUGGUGUGGUAUGUUACACACAGAAUACAGUUUCUUCAGCAAAUGACUCCUUUCGUUGUGUGAAUGGGAAAUAUAUUCCUCAAAAGAAAACCUGUAAUGGUGUCAAUGACUGUGGAGACCAAAGUGAUGAGCUGUGCUGUAAAGGAUGCCGAGGCAAAAGUUUCCUUUGUAAAUCCGGUGUUUGUAUUCCAAAUAAGUAUAAGUGCAAUGGUGAGCUGGACUGCAUUACAGGAGAAGAUGAAAUUGGUUGUAAAGGUGAACAGCAUAUUGAUCUGACACAUGUAUCGGGACAUGAUGACCACAGACCUGGACAUUCUGAAAUUAAAGAAGAAACAGAACUUUUGACUGCUAAUAUGGAUGCAGAAAGAAAACGGAUAAAGUCACUUCUCCCUAAACUAUCCUGUGGAGUUAAACCCAUCCGGCCCACUCGAAGGAAACGAGUUGUUGGAGGAAAGCCAGCAGAAGUGGGAGACUUCCCGUGGCAGGUGGCAAUUAAGGAUAAUGAGAAAAUCAACUGUGGAGGAAUUUAUAUUGGAGGCUGUUGGAUUCUAACUGCUGCACACUGUGUCAGUGUCAGUAAAGCUCACCAUUACCAAAUAUGGACAUCAUUUCUACAUCUGUUAAGACCUGAGGAAGAGCUAGUUGUUCAGCUAGCAAAUAAAAUUAUUAUCCAUGAAAACUACAAUGGAAGCAGCUAUGAAAAUGACAUAGCUUUGAUUGAAAUGAAAAAACACUCAAACAGAAAAGAAUGUGUGCUGCCUAAUUCUGUCCCUGCUUGUGUCCCCUGGUCUCCAUAUCUAUUCCAACCUAAUGACAGAUGCAUUAUUUCUGGCUGGGGCCGAGAAAAAGAUAACCAAAAAGUCUAUUCACUUCACUGGGGUGAAGUUAAGCUAAUAGACAACUGCUCCAAGUUUUACCCGGGUCGCUACUUUGAAAAAAAAAUGGAAUGUGCAGGUACAGAUGACGGUUCCAUCGAUGCCUGUAAAGGGGACUCUGGAGGCCCCUUAGUCUGUCAAGAUAUCAACAAUGUGACUUAUGUUUGGGGUGUUGUGAGUUGGGGUGAAAACUGCGGAAAACCAGAGUUCCCUGGUGUUUACACUAAAGUCGCCAAUUAUUUUGACUGGAUUAGCUAUCAUGUAGGAAGGUCUCUUAUUUCUCAGUACAAUAUAUGA
This is a messenger RNA of Puma concolor (puma), 1809 nucleotides long. NCBI's taxonomy places the organism in Eukaryota, Metazoa, Chordata, Mammalia, Carnivora, Felidae. The record is from RefSeq and is a predicted model, not a curated record.